CUCUGUUGUAGAAGUGGAACUCCGUCUCCCAAGAGGACGUUGACGACUCGGUCGCCUGCCAUCAGAGGAAGCAGAGACCGGUUCACUGGAGAGUCCUACACCGUGUUAGGUGAUACCAGUAUGGACUGUGGUCAACACUACUGGGAGGUGAAAGCUCUUAAAGACUGUAAGUCAUACAGUGUCGGGGUCUCCUACAGGAACCUGGGAAAGUUUGACCAGCUGGGUAAGACCAACACUACCUGGUGUAUCCACGUCAACAACUGGCUGCAGUCCUCCUUCGCUGCCAAGCACAACAACAAGGCCAAGAGCCUGGACGGCACCGCGCCUGGACGCAUCGGGGUCUUCUGUGACCUGGACUCAGGACAACUGUCCUUCUACAACGCUGAAACUAAGCAGUUGAUCCACACGUUCAAGGCUAAGUUUAGCCAACCUGUUGUACCAGCCUUCAUGGUUUGGUGUGGUGGAUUGAGCCUCAGCACAGGAUGCAGGUCCCUAGUGCAGUCAAGAGUUUGUGAAGAACGAGAACGGCCUGGGCAUCCAACAGCAGCCUCUAACAGCAUGGCCCAGUAG
Oncorhynchus keta (chum salmon) is the source of this 570-nucleotide messenger RNA. Its product is annotated as FSD1-like protein. Gene Ontology annotation, molecular function: protein binding. The annotation marks the transcript as partial. The transcript has 4 exons. The record is from RefSeq and is a predicted model, not a curated record. NCBI's taxonomy places the organism in Eukaryota, Metazoa, Chordata, Actinopteri, Salmoniformes, Salmonidae.